CAAACGUGUGGGUCUGCAGCUCGGCUGGAUUUUAUGGGAAAGUCAGUUUCCCACCAUUGUGUUCUCGGCGGUUGCCAGACACUCUAACGGCUUGUAAGCUGCUGUGCUCGUGCAUGUGUGUGUCUGUGGAGUUGUGUAGAGCUGCUGGUUUCACAGAGCAGUACAGGAAGAAGCUGAGUUCAGAUUGUGUUUGAAGCGUGUAAGGGGAAGUCGGGCCGCUCUACAAACCUGUAAAUAUCUCUCUGACUUUUUGGGCUGGUGUUACUUUUCCAUCUCGCACAUCUGGACCAUCCUGCCCUUUUGAUUAUUUUUUUUUUUUCGAGCGUGGCGGCUCCCGGUGUUGCCUAGCCAGCGGUGCUAGUGGCAGUGGUGAGCUACAGGGCUGCAUGCCAUGGGCUGCGUCUUCUCCCUGCCAGAGGACAGGAGAGAUGCUGCUGAGAGGACACUCACCACAAGAGAGACCAGUUUCAUUGAGAAAAUGAAGAAAACCGGAAAGAACAUCAUUGUGUUCUACGGGUCUCAGACGGGUACAGCAGAGGAAUUUGCUAACAGGCUGUCCAAAGACGCUCAGCGUUACGGCAUGAAGGGAAUGGUUGCUGAUCCAGAGGAGUAUAGCAUGGGGGAACUGUCCCGUCUGUCUGAGAUUAAAAACUCGCUCGCCAUUUUUUGCAUGGCCACCUACGGAGAAGGAGACCCAACUGAUAAUGCACAGGACUUUUAUGACUGGCUGCAGGAAAACGAUGAUGAGAAUCUCUCCGGAUUAAACUACACUGUUUUUGGUUUGGGCAACAAGACGUAUGAACACUACAAUGCAAUGGGGAAAUAUGUGGACAAAAGGCUGGAGCAGCUGGGGGCAACACGCAUCUUUGAUCUUGGUAUGGGAGAUGACGAUGGCAAUUUGGAAGAGGACUUUGUUUCAUGGAGAGAGCAGUUCUGGCCGGCUGUCUGCGAGCACUUUGGAGUGGAAGCCUCAGGAGAUGAAUCAAGCAUUCGGCAGUACGAGCUGAAGGAGCACACUGACAUCAACAUGAACAAAGUGUACACUGGAGAGAUCGGCCGCCUGAAGAGCUUUGAGGUCCAGAAGCCGCCUUUUGACUCCAAAAACCCCUUCCUGGCUCCAGUGACUGUCAACCGCAAACUAAAUAAAGCUGGUGACAGACAUCUGAUGCAUCUGGAGUUGGACAUCACAGGCUCCAAGAUCAGAUACGAGUCUGGAGACCACGUUGCAGUUUUUCCCACAAACGACUCUGCGCUGGUGAACAAGCUGGGACAGACACUUGGGGUUGACCUUGAUGUGGUUAUCUCUCUCAAUAACCUUGAUGAGGAGUCCAACAAGAAGCAUCCGUUCCCCUGCCCUACCACCUACCGCACGGCCCUUACUCACUACCUGGACAUCACUCACCCUCCUCGCACCAACGUCCUCUACGAGCUGGCGCAGUACGCCUCUGAUCCCAAAGACCAGGAGAAUAUGCGCAAGAUGGCCUCCUCCUCUCCCGAGGGCAAGGCCCUCUACCAGAGCUGGGUGUUGGAUGCCAGCAGAAACAUCCUCGCCAUACUGGAGGAUAUGCCGUCACUGAGGCCUCCUGUCGACCACUUGUGUGAGCUGUUGCCCCGUCUCCAGGCUCGCUAUUACUCCAUCGCCUCCUCUUCAAAAGUUCAUCCCAACAGCAUCCACAUCUGCGCCGUCGUGGUCGAGUACGAGACCAAGACUGGCCGCACCAACAAGGGAGUUGCAACCAAUUGGCUGAAAAACAAACUGGUCACGGACAAUGGGCACAAGUCCGCCGUCCCCAUGUACAUCCGCAAGUCUCAGUUCCGCCUGCCGUUCAAAUCCACCAACCCGGUGAUCAUGGUCGGCCCUGGGACUGGAAUUGCUCCUUUCGUGGGCUUCAUCCAGGAGAGAGGCUGGCUCAAACAGCAAGGAAAAGAGGUUGGAGAGACCGUGCUGUAUUUCGGCUGCAGACAUAAGAACGAGGACUACAUCUACCAGGAGGAGCUCGAAGGCACAGAGAAGAACGGAGUCUUAACACAGCUGAAUGUUGCCUUCUCCAGAGACCAGGACCAUAAGGUGUACGUGCAGCAUCUGCUGACGAAAAAUAAGGAGCAUGUCUGGAAGUUGAUUCACACGGACAAUGCUCAUAUCUACAUCUGCGGAGAUGCAAAAAACAUGGCUAAAGACGUGCAGACGGCUUUCUACGAGAUUGCGGAGCAGGUGGGAGGCAUGACGCGCACCCAGGCCGUAGAUUACGUGAAGAAACUGAUGACCAAGGGACGCUACUCACAGGAUGUCUGGAGUUAAAGAGCCUCAAACCUGGCUUCACUUCGUGCACAUACAGUAGUAGUUUUAACGGUUUUUAUCGUCUGCCUUGGUCUGGACUGACUUAAAGAAACAAAUGAAUCCAUUUUAAACCUUGUGUUCAUACUCACCCUGGUUCACCUUGACAGCGACAGCUAACUGAAGAAAAUGAGGCAAACUCUACCUCAGCAGAUCUUACUAAACCAAUAGAGCCACCUCCUUACUUUUGUUUGUGGAAAGACAGCUUGUGUUUGAUGAGAUCCUCACACGAUCCUAAUCGUUUCAGCCCCGUGCUGUCCGGGGAGUGUAAAGAGCCUCCGAUUUAUAAAUGAACGAAUUGGUGUAGAAUCCCACACGCUCUAAAUUCUUAAAUCAUGAGUAUUGGAUGCACAAGAGUGUCAUUUGAUUUUGUUUAAAUGUUUUAUUUUUUUUAUUAGCCUCAGAUUUAAGGUGUCACACCACAGCAGUUUAUGAUUCAUCGUGUGUGCGUGCGUGUGCGCGUGCGUGUGUGUGCGCGCGUGCGUGUUGCAGUGUAAACACUCAGAGUAGGCUGAGACAUGAAUGGACUCUGACUAUUCUCUCUGAGCUGAUUCAUUAGCCGUUUCCUAGCAACAAUAAAUAUCUAAAAUGUUUUUAUUUGGUGUAACAAACUGACAUCGCAGGUACAAUUAUGUGUUUACCUUUGUGUUUUGACAAGGGGGUUAGCCUUUUAUGCAGAUGUUGCUGUUCAUUUGAAAGAAGAAUGGUAACAUUUCGAGAGGCACCGAAAAACAAGAGACGAUCAUAUAUAAAAACCAUGAGAUUAUGUGCUUUUCUUUUCUUUUAAUACCCUGCCUUUUAACAUAGAGAAAAUAAAUAUUUUUAACCAGUGAUAUUUUAAAGCAUUUUGUAUGUUAGAGCCUGCCUCCCAU
Neolamprologus brichardi is the source of this 3207-nucleotide messenger RNA. NCBI's taxonomy places the organism in Eukaryota, Metazoa, Chordata, Actinopteri, Cichliformes, Cichlidae. The record is from RefSeq and is a predicted model, not a curated record.